CCUCUCCCGCACCCGUCUUCCACUGCGGAUUGGAGAGGGCGCAGCGCACCAUCACGUCCCCCCGUUAUUAGUCCCGAUAUGCGAUGGGCGGCUGUACAGGUCAAGGAAUCUGCUGCCUCCUAUUGGAGCGGCAGAGGGUUGCGUGAUAAGGUCCUUGCUCGCACAUCAGUGUUGCUAGUUCGAGAUUGUCUUCCUGUCGACCUAUGCGUGCAUGUGUCUGCGUGUCUGUGUAUCUUCGUGCAUGAGGUGCCGGAUGAGCUGGUCAUGUUUGACGGGGACCGUAACGCGGCGUGAGUGCGUAUAUAAACCUGCAUAUAUGCUCCCCAACUCCUCCCCGCGACGUUGAGUAAGCGAUAGCCUAGAGUGGUACUCUAUUUAUACCCAGAACCCGUCGCCGUCUCUCUCUAUCCCCAUUCGUCGUCAACCCCUUUUCUCGCCCUCCCUCCUAAGUAACGUAACUCCUUGCGUGUUAACCAAGCACCAUGGCCCCCGCCGCGAUUUUGACUACCACCACCGAGACCGCACCUGCGGCUACUCUCACGCAGAACUAUAAGACCGCUAGCCUCACCGGGCCGUACAAGGAGCUCGCCCCGUACAAGUACUCGAAGGAGGACGAGGAGGGCAAGACGGGCCUUAAGGCGGCUAAGUACCCGAACUACCUGCCGACGUGGAACCCCGAGCAGAAGUACCCGCCGCUCGAGCCGUUCGAGCACUACGAGCACGGCAAGGAUGCCGACACCUCGUACCCGGAGCUGCUCGCCGACGGCGUCGCCGUCACGCACCUGACCCCGACCAUCGGCACCGAGAUCCGCGGUGUGCAGCUGAGCUCCCUCAGUAACGCCGGUAAGGACCAGCUGGCGCGCUUCGUCGCCGAGCGCAAGGUCGUCGCCUUCCGUGACCAGGACCUCGCCGACCUACCCAUCGCCGACGCGCUAGAGUUCGGAGGCUAUUUCGGCCGCCACCACAUCCACCCCACCUCGGGCUCGCCCGAGGGCCACCCCGAGAUCCACCUGGUGCACCGCGGCGAGGGCGACCGCGGCGCCGAGGUCUUCUUCGAGAACCGUACGAGUUCCGUCGCCUGGCACUCUGACGUCUCGUACGAGCGCCAGCCCCCCGGAACCACCUUCCUCUACAUCCUCGACAAGCCCGAGACCGGCGGCGACACCCUCUUCGUCGACGCCGUCGAGGCCUACCGCCGCCUCAGCCCUCUUUUCCAGGAGCGCCUCCACGGCCUCGAGGCCACCCACUCCGGCGUCGAGCAGGCCAACGCGUCCAGCGCCCGGGGCAGCAUCCGCCGCCGCGAGCCUGUCGUCAACGCUCACCCCAUCGUCCGUACGCACCCGGCCACCGGCGAGAAGGCCCUCUUCAUAAACCCCCAGUUCACCCGCGAUAUCGUGGGCCUUAAGAAGGAGGAGUCGGAAGCGAUCCUCAAGUUCCUGUACGACCACCUAGCGUACGGCGCCGACUUCCAGGCCCGCGUCAAGUGGGAGGAGGGCACCGUCGUCGUGUGGGACAACCGCGUGACGCAGCACUCGGCCCUGCUCGACUGGAAGAGCGGCCAGCGCCGCCACCUCGCCCGCAUCACGCCCCAGGCCGAGAAGCCCUUCCAGACCCCCUACGAGCCGUCGUCGUAGGCGCGGGAAAGGCGCAAAGGGUGGGGGUGGUUUCGAUGCGUGAAGCGUGUUUUAUAUAGUACCUAAGCGUU
Messenger RNA from Durotheca rogersii, 1705 nucleotides. RefSeq names its product TauD-domain-containing protein. Bases 483 to 1634 code for a protein of 383 amino acids. Gene Ontology annotation, molecular function: 2-oxoglutarate-dependent dioxygenase activity. NCBI's taxonomy places the organism in Eukaryota, Fungi, Ascomycota, Sordariomycetes, Xylariales, Xylariaceae. The transcript is spliced from 3 exons. The record is from RefSeq and is a predicted model, not a curated record. Gene Ontology annotation, cellular component: cytoplasm.